Monoraphidium neglectum is the source of this 255-nucleotide messenger RNA. RefSeq lists its product as hypothetical. The transcript has a single exon. The record is from RefSeq and is a predicted model, not a curated record. Lineage: Eukaryota; Viridiplantae; Chlorophyta; Chlorophyceae; Sphaeropleales; Selenastraceae. The annotation marks the transcript as partial.
AUGCAGCCAGCCCAGCAGCAGCAGCAGCAGCAGCAGCAGCAGCAGCAGCAGCAGCAGCAGCAGCAGCAGCAGCAGCAGCAGCAGCAGCAGCAGCAGCAGCAGCAGCAGCAGCAGCAGCAGCAGCAGCAGCAGCAGCGCCCAGCUGCUAGCCCAUGCUGCCGGCCUCACGUUGAGGGCGGGGCGGAUGCCCUUGUAGAAGAGCUCCGUCUCGAGGAAGAUCUGGCCGUCAGUGAUAGAGAUCACGUUGGUGGCGAU